This is a messenger RNA of Danio rerio (zebrafish), 1540 nucleotides long. RefSeq names its product RUS family member 1 (gene rusf1). NCBI's taxonomy places the organism in Eukaryota, Metazoa, Chordata, Actinopteri, Cypriniformes, Danionidae. The record is from RefSeq and is marked validated. Gene Ontology annotation, cellular component: membrane.
ACAGUGUAAACGCGGAAGAGUGAUAUGCGAGUGAGCUCUUACUGAUGUGCAGAUGGUCGAGAUGGAGGAAAGUGAAGGAGUGAUUGCUACUGAGCGGUAUGGCUCACAGGAGUCCUGGAAAUACCUGCUGAAGGAGGGAAAGGUGAUGAGGCGCAAGGAUGCAGUGAACGGAGGACUGGCGGCAAAUUCAGUCUCUGGCGUGUUUAAAAGCGUUUUCCUGCCACAGGGAUACCCAGAGAGUGUCAGUGAAGAUUACCUACAGUAUCAGCUCUGGGACACUGUACAGGCAUUUUCCAGCUCUCUGUCUGGCACUCUCGCCACUCAAGCGUCUCUCAGAGGUGUUGGGGUUGGAAAUCAAGAGGCAACAGUUGCAGCAGCUACAAUAACAUGGCUACUUAGAGAUGGAACAGGGAUGCUGGGAAGAAUUCUGUUUGCCUGGCUCAAAGGGAGCAAGUUAGAUUCAGAAGCCAAAAAAUGGAGGCUCUUUGCUGAUAUUCUUAAUGAUGUGGCGAUGUUCAUUGAGAUCGCGGCCCCUCAUUUCCCUCCUUUUUUCACUAUAAUCGUCUGCAUUGCUGGCAUAUUUAAGUCUAUUGUAGGAGUUGCUGGUGGAGCAACAAGAGCUGCAUUAACUGUCCAUCAGGCUCGCAGAAACAACAUGGCUGAUAUCUCUGCUAAAGAUGGCAGCCAGGAAACCCUGGUGAACCUGGCAGGACUGCUGGUCAGCCUGGCUCUAAUCCCGCUUGUAACCGAUAACCCAUUGUUGACGUUCAUCCUGUUCUACCUGUUCACUGUUCUCCACCUGUUUGCCAAUUACAAAGCUGUACGUUCGGUUGUUAUGGAAACCCUCAAUGAGGCUCGGUUGUCCAUCGUCCUGCAUCAGUACCUGCUUCACGGUCAAGUGCUCAGUCCAGCCGAGGCCAACCAGAGAGAGCCUGUGUUCUUGUCAUUUAGAAGAACUGUUCCAAUCAAGCUGGGCGUGAGGCUUGGAGACCUCAUUCACGAGCCAGGAGAUCUGCAGCUAGCGUUGAAGAACAACAGCAAACCAUAUCUCAUCGGAAUCAAAAAUGGUGCCGUGUGUGUUUGUCUGGGGAGUGAUGCAUCAGUUGAUGAUGAAAUAAAGGCAGUAUGCCAGGCCUUGUGUGUCAGUGCAGUGCUACACAAUGAGUCCCCUCUGCCUGCCGUUCUCCAACAGCUCUCCAACACUAAAGACCCCUGGGCGUUAAUAUCACAGAGUCAUAAGAUGAUUGAUGAGAUUUUCCAGACUUUCCUGAAAGAACUUGAUCGAGCAAAAUGGCAGACAGACCGGACACUACUGGAUUGGAAUGAGUGGCGUGUGGAAUGGACCAAAAAGAGAAGCUGAAGUAAACUGUUAACAAUGAAAUGGGAGCGGUUUUUGAUUGUGCAGAUUUUCACUUUUGAACAUCUGUCAGUUUUAUAUGUAACACCAGUGAUCUCGCACCAAGCUGAAAGUGUACAGAUUACUGUACAAUUAAAAACAAUUAUGAGGAUAACAGGGUCAAAACAGUUCAUGUAAGGUCAA